AUGAAAUUGGACUUCAGAGUAGAUGGGAUGGACCACGAUGUGACCAUUACACAGAGGCAGAAAAUGCCUUCCAUGGAGGGGACUCCAUCCAGAAGAGCAUUCAUGGCCAUGCUCUGGAGCUGUGUGGCCAUUACAUUUACAUUUUCAGUCGCGCGAAUCUGGAUCCGGAUAAAAAUCAAACAUGCCGUCUUUGCGGACGACUUUGCUCUUGUCUUCGGCUUCAUUUGUUUCCUGGCUCUGGCUAUAAUCUAUCAAGUGGCGAUCGAUCUGAUGUUUGGCUUUGGACCGCAACAGUCGAGUGAGACUCAAGCCAUGUGGCAAACCUACCAGUUUGCAUUAUUCAUGUUGUUUUGGACGGGUCUAUGGAGUGUCAAGAUCAGUAUCUUAGUAUUCCUAAGACGGUUCAUGAAUAUAUCUAUAGGAAGAUCAAUGGUAUAUUGGUGGACAGUGGCUGGAUUUACAAUGAGUUGUCUGUUCGUCAGCUUUGGGCUGCUUUUUGGCGUUUGUGGAAAGACGGGUGACUAUUUCAAGCCUGGGAAGUGCCACUCGGAACACAACCGAUCGAUGCACGUCGUGACGAUUCGAUUCGCUGGAGUCGCCGACAUCGUCACCGAUCUAGCAAUCAUGCUGCUACCGUGGAAUCUUCUUUGGAACCUGCAGAUCAACAAGCGUCAGAAGACUGCCCUCGGGAUCAUCUUCUCGCUGAGUUUCCUCGUCGUAGUAUUUGCCAUGCUGAGACUGCUCAAUACUCGUCCCGAGACUGGGCAUUUCAGUCCUGUAUGGGUCGGCGUUUGGUCCAUCUGGGAGUUGAACAUCGCAAUCAUCGUCGGGUGUCUUCCAUCGCUACGUUUCCUCGUUACCUCGCGGCGGCACAAGCGAAGCGGCUAUGGCAGGCAAUACGCCUACGGCAGCAGUGGAAGCAAGCGAAACCCAGAAAGCUCCCAGGACGUUCCCUUGCAGAAUUUCAAGACCCAGUUCGGUUCAAUAGCUAACAUCCGACGGGGGACUCCGAUCCUUCCGGAGGUUAGGAAUAGCCAGGAGCGCAUCAUUCCAUUCGGGAGUAUCUACGUGCAAAAGGACAUUGUGAGUCCUUCCUAA
Molecule: messenger RNA, 1098 nt
Organism: Pseudovirgaria hyperparasitica
Lineage: Eukaryota; Fungi; Ascomycota; Dothideomycetes; Acrospermales; Acrospermaceae
Exons: 4
Coding region: 1-1098 (365 amino acids)
Source: RefSeq, a predicted model, not a curated record